Calliphora vicina (urban bluebottle blowfly) is the source of this 1659-nucleotide messenger RNA. RefSeq names its product glial cells missing (gene gcm). The record is from RefSeq and is a predicted model, not a curated record. Gene Ontology annotation, biological process: gliogenesis; regulation of transcription by RNA polymerase II. Gene Ontology annotation, molecular function: DNA-binding transcription activator activity, RNA polymerase II-specific; RNA polymerase II cis-regulatory region sequence-specific DNA binding. The transcript is spliced from 2 exons. Gene Ontology annotation, cellular component: nucleus. The coding region runs from base 6 to 1640 and encodes 544 amino acids. Lineage: Eukaryota; Metazoa; Arthropoda; Insecta; Diptera; Calliphoridae.
ACAAAAUGGUUAUUAACACACCUUUAACCGUGCCAUGUGGCGCCGCCAGUCCUCCUGCCACCAGAUCUCGUGUACAAAUCGAUUGGGAUAUUAAUGACACCGUUAUACCCAUGGUCAAUGAAUUUGAUGAUUUUCAUGAUUGGGCCAAUGGUCACUGCCGUUUGGUAUAUCCAGCCAAUAAUGAAGAUGCCAAAAAACAUUCUUCCGGCUGGGCCAUGCGAAAUACCAACAAUCACAAUAUUAAUAUUUUGAAAAAAAGCUGUCUGGGUGUUUUAUUGUGUUCCGCUAAUUGUAAAUUGCCCAAUGGCAACAGUGUACAUCUGAGACCCGCUAUUUGUGAUAAAGCCAGACGCAAACAACAAGGCAAACAAUGUCCCAAUAGAAACUGCACUGGCCGUUUGGAAAUUCAAACCUGCCGUGGCCAUUGUGGCUAUCCAGUUACCCAUUUUUGGCGCCGUUCCGGCAAUGCCAUAUUCUUUCAAGCCAAAGGCACCCAUGAUCAUCCCCAGCCUGAGGCCAAAGGUUCUUCAGAAGCUAGACGAUUAUUGGGUAGUGGCCGUCGGGCACGCAGUUUGGCGGUUAUUUUGGCUAGAGAUGCUGCUCUUAAUGAAAAACUAAGCAGUUUGAGAGGUGUCAAGAGACAAAGCAAUAAAAUGGAUACCAGCACUGACAGCUUAAUGGUACAAACUGCCAAAAAGAAACGCAGCUUAAGAGACAUGACUAAUGAAACAAAUAACACAACUGCAUUUUAUACACAGGAUUCUGGACACUUUGAAAACUCCUUAAACAACUCUCAAUGGCUGCCAGAAUUGAAUACACAAGUUUAUAGCAAUACUCCUCUAGCAGAAUUCGACUAUAACAACCAUCAGAAUAUCAAUUUGGAUCCCAUGUCUUAUAACAUACACUAUGAAGCACCAGCAAAUCAACAGCCUUUAACCUCACCCCACUCCAGCGGCUACAGUUAUCCCCAACAUUAUUCGCCCAACAACUCCUUAAUCGAUGACUCUGUAUUGUGUCAACAUACGGCUGGAAUUUAUGAACAGCAAGUCUCUCAGGCUUUACCGCAAGACUAUAAUAACCAGCAAGACACCAAAAAAUGGAUGUACGAAAGUUGUGAUGAUACCUCCAGUCUCACCAGCAGUUCAGGUUACAACUCCGAUGACUAUUACUUCCCCAACUUGUUAUCGUCCACACUUAAUGGUUAUGAUGUGGCCUCAACUGUACCCUUGAUCAAUGAAGCACAGCCACAACAACAACAAAGUCCCUCAUAUUACUCUCACUCCCCCUCCUCAGCUGCCUCGCCUAACACUAAUGACAUCUAUACAACUGUAUUUGAUGCCGACCUACCACCCAGCUCCGCUUUGUAUGGAGCUGCUGCUGAUAACAACUACCAGACACACAUUUCACACUCCGGCUUCAGCGAUAACAUGCAACAACAACAACAGCAGCAGCCAUAUCAAACCUUAUCUUCAUAUACUUCCGAUGCCGGUCCCGAUUUCUAUUACAGCAAUUCGGGUGGCGACAACGGUGGUGAAUGGAAUAUACAAAUGGAUUCAACUUCUGCUCAACUGUACUCAUCACACUCUUCUCUGCCAGCCAUGCAAAAUCAUGUGUUGCCAAUCUCAGCGGGAGUUUUUUAAUAAAAUUCCUCUUCAAUCA